AUGGCCAUGGUGGAUCAAACCCAGCGCCCUGCCCAACUCCGGCCCGACAAACGCGGCGGCGGCGGCGGCUCCUCCACGUCCGACUGCCGCACAGACGACAAACGCCCGUCGGCCAGCUUCCUGGACACCUUUCCCCGCGCCGCAGAGGAUGGUCAAGCGCCGGACCCGGUGCUGGAGACGAGUCUUGCGAUGAGGAAGUUGUCGGAGGCGUUUGGUAAGUGCAAUGUACAUCUUUUUUUAUUUUUUUACAAUUUUAUCUUUAUGUUUCUUUGCACAGCGUAUUCAAAAACGAUUUUUUUGGUUAAAAAAAGUUAAAAAAAAAUUUUUUGGCCGGUCGUAAAUUUGAAAAAAAAAAUAAUUAAAAAUGUGAAAAAAAAAUUAAAAAUGAUGAUUAUUGGGCCGAAAAAAAAUAUAAAAAUAGCAAAGAUGAAGUCAAAACUAUGUGGUUUUUGCUAGAUCAUCGCUUUUUUCAAAUUGCAAAUGACUCAGUGUUCUAUUCUAAGCCGUCAUACUACUCAUUUUCAAUUAUCUUUUGAUCUUACAUUUUUUUUUGUUUUUUUUGAAGACAGCUCUUAUUUUUAAAAAAGGCCGGAGUUGAUCCUAAAAUACGACUUUACAAGGAAUUUUAGAGCUGCUGUUCUUUCUUGAUAAGCUCUAG
Messenger RNA from Bursaphelenchus xylophilus (pine wood nematode), 658 nucleotides. The record is from the annotation of a GenBank genome assembly. Lineage: Eukaryota; Metazoa; Nematoda; Chromadorea; Rhabditida; Aphelenchoididae.